AUGGCUCCAAUUCAACCUAUUAAAAAUUAUGAUUAUUUAGUUAUCGGAGGUGGAUCCGGGGGAGUUGCCUCAGCUCGUAGAGCUGCUAAAUAUGGAGCUAAAGUCUUGUUAAUUGAAUCUAAAUUUGAACAAUUAGGUGGGACUUGUGUAAAUGUCGGGUGUGUACCUAAGAAAAUCAUGUGGUAUGCUGCUGAUAAUGCUCAUAGAAAACAUCAAUUAAAAUCUUAUGGAUUAUUAUCUGAAUCUGAAGAUGGAGAAGUUAAAUUCGGCGAUUUCAAUUGGGGGUUGAUUAAAACUAAGAGAGAUGCUUAUGUCAAGAGAUUGAAUGGUAUUUAUGCUAAUAAUUUAAACAAGGAAGGGGUGGAAUAUUUAUAUGGGUUUGCUAAAUUCAUAAAUUCUGAUGGUGAUGUUGAAGUUACUUUAACUGGAGAUCAAGAAAUUCCAUUCUUAGAACAAGGUAAAUCAUUUAAACAACAUGAAAAAUUAGUAUUCUCCUCUAAAAAAGUGUUAAUCGCUACUGGUGGUACUGCCAUUAUUCCUCCAAAAAUUGAAGGUAGUGAAUUAGGUAUUACUUCCGAUGGAUUCUUUGCUUUAGAAACACAACCAAAAUCCGUAGCUGUUGUCGGUGCUGGAUAUAUUGGAGUUGAAUUCUCUGGGGUAUUCCAAAGUCUUGGUAGUGAAACUCAUUUCAUUAUUAGAGGUGAUACGGUUUUAAGAUCGUUUGAUGAUAUAAUUCAAACCACCAUUACUGAUUAUUAUACUGAUAAAUUAGGAGUUAAUUUAUAUAAACAAUCAGGUGGAGUUACAAAAGUUAAAGCCACUUCAGAUGGUAAGAAAAAAGUUUAUUUAGGCAAUGGAAAGAUUCUUGAAGUUGAUGAAUUAGUUUGGACAGUUGGUAGAAAAUCAUUAAUUGAUAUUGGAUUAGAUAUUGUUGGAGUUAAGAUUAAUGAUAAAAAACAAAUCAUUGCUGAUGAAUAUCAACAAACUGCUCAUCCAAAGAUUUUCUCCUUAGGUGAUGUCGUGGGUAAGGUUGAAUUAACUCCAGUUGCCAUUGCUGCAGGUCGUAGAUUAUCCAAUAGAUUAUUUGGACCUGAAAUCUAUAUUAAAGAUAAAUUAGAUUAUGAUAAUGUUCCAUCCGUAAUCUUUUCUCAUCCAGAAGCUGGUUCAAUUGGAUUAUCUACCAAAGAAGCCAAAGAAAAAUAUGGUGAAGAAAAUAUUAAAGUAUACAAUUCAAAAUUCACGGCUAUGUAUUAUUCCAUGAUGGAAAGUGAUGAUUUAAAAUCUCCAACCGCUUAUAGAAUCGUUUGUCAUGGGCCUGAAGAAAAAGUAGUUGGUCUUCAUAUUGUUGGUGAUUCAAGUGCUGAAAUUUUACAAGGUUUUGGGGUAGCUAUUAAAAUGGGUGCUACUAAGAAAGAUUUUGAUAAUUGUGUAGCUAUACAUCCAACUUCAGCUGAAGAACUUGUUACAAUGACUUAG
Messenger RNA from Scheffersomyces coipomensis, 1476 nucleotides. RefSeq names its product glutathione reductase. NCBI's taxonomy places the organism in Eukaryota, Fungi, Ascomycota, Pichiomycetes, Serinales, Debaryomycetaceae. The record is from RefSeq and is a predicted model, not a curated record. The transcript has a single exon. Gene Ontology annotation, biological process: glutathione metabolic process; cellular response to oxidative stress; cell redox homeostasis. The coding region runs from base 1 to 1476 and encodes 491 amino acids. Gene Ontology annotation, cellular component: mitochondrion; cytosol. Gene Ontology annotation, molecular function: glutathione-disulfide reductase (NADPH) activity; flavin adenine dinucleotide binding; NADP binding.